Notothenia coriiceps (black rockcod) is the source of this 1279-nucleotide messenger RNA. Its product is annotated as WD repeat-containing protein 48. The transcript has 10 exons. The coding region runs from base 50 to 1264 and encodes 404 amino acids. The record is from RefSeq and is a predicted model, not a curated record. Gene Ontology annotation, biological process: double-strand break repair via homologous recombination. Gene Ontology annotation, molecular function: ubiquitin binding. Lineage: Eukaryota; Metazoa; Chordata; Actinopteri; Perciformes; Nototheniidae.
CUUUUUUUCCCGGAUGUAGCAUCACAUGAAUUGACUGUCAACAUGCAAGAUGGCCACGCAUCACAGGCAAAAUGCUGCUGGGCGGAGAAAAGUACAGGUGUCCUAUGUCAUUAGAGAUGAGGUGGAGAAGUACAACCGGAAUGGGGUGAAUGCACUCCAGCUAGACCCCGCUCUAAACCGGCUCUUCACUGCUGGAAGAGACUCUAUCAUCCGGAUAUGGAGUGUCUACCAGCAUAAGCAGGAUCCAUAUAUUGCCUCAAUGGAGCAUCACACAGACUGGGUUAAUGACAUAGUUCUCUGUUGCAAUGGCAAAACAUUGAUAUCUGCCUCAUCAGAUACAACAGUAAAAGUAUGGAACGCGCACAAAGGCUUUUGUAUGUCCACGUUACGAACACACAAGGACUAUGUGAAAGCUCUGGCCUACGCUAAGGACAAGGAGCUUGUGGCAUCAGCAGGCCUCGACCGGCAGAUCUUCCUUUGGGAUGUGAACACACUAACAGCACUCACUGCUUCCAACAACACUGUCACCACCUCGUCACUGAGUGGGAACAAGGACUCUAUCUACAGUCUGGCUAUGAACCAGAUGGGCACGGUCAUUGUAUCCGGAUCCACUGAAAAGGUUCUGAGAGUGUGGGAUCCCCGUACAUGUGCAAAACUGAUGAAGCUUAAGGGACACACAGACAACGUGAAGUCGUUGUUGCUGAACAGAGACGGCACUCAAUGUCUGUCGGGCAGCUCAGACGGGACCAUCCGCCUGUGGUCCCUGGGUCAGCAGAGGUGCAUCGCCACCUACAGGGUCCACGAUGAGGGGGUAUGGGCCCUGCAGGUCAACGAGGCCUUCACACACGUGUACUCUGGAGGCCGAGACAAGAAGAUCUACUGCACCGACCUGCGUAACCCCGACAUCCGCGUGCUCAUCUGUGAGGAGAAGGCCCCGGUGCUCAAAAUGGAACUGGACAGAUCUGCUGACCCUCCUCCUGCAAUCUGGGUCUCCACCACCAAGUCAUCCGUUAAUAAAUGGUCUCUAAAGGGAAUGCACAACUUCCGAUCAUCAGGGGAGUACGACAACGACUGCACCAACCCUCUGACGCCUCUGUGCACUCAGCCAGAACAAGUCAUCAAGGGAGGAGCCAGUAUCAUACAGUGCCACAUUCUGAACGAUAAGAGACAUAUACUCACCAAAGAUACCAACAACAAUGUGGCUUUCUGGGACGUCCUGAAGGUAAACUCCAUGAUUUUAUUUCUAAGUAUGUUAGAGCUUUAAGAGGCCCUGUUAUAU